This is a messenger RNA of Closterium sp. NIES-65, 3270 nucleotides long. The record is from the annotation of a GenBank genome assembly. Lineage: Eukaryota; Viridiplantae; Streptophyta; Zygnematophyceae; Desmidiales; Closteriaceae.
AUGGGAGCGUCGGUGCUUCUAUUUGAGGACGUGGAUGUGCUUAUAGAGGAGGAUAGGGGCUUCGUUACUCUGCUGGUGCAGCUGCUGAGUCCCUCCCGCCAGCGCAACAAACGCCCCAUCAUCCUAACUGCCAACUUCGUGUGGUGCUGUGACUGGGUUGGCUUCAUCAUCCCCUUCACCACGCCCUCCGCCCGCCAAGCGCUGCCUUUGCUGCACAAGUUAAGAGCAGUCAUACUCGUGUGUGCAAAGCUUGCGAGUGCUGUUCCUCGGUCGUGUCAUAACGAGGAGGAAGUGGGGGAGGUGGAGGAGGAGGGGGAGGAGGGGGAGGAGGGGGAGGAGGGUGGGGAGGGGGAGGAGGGGGAGGAGGGGGAGGAGGGUGGGGAGGGGGAGGAGGGGGAGAGGCACAAAGAUCAAGGGAACAGUCAAGAAAGACAUGGGGAAGGUGGAGUGGGGGUGCAUGGAUUACCCGAUUCUGAAGCGCCUCACAAGCAGAGGACGGUUGUGAGGUCAGAUGAUGAGGAGGAGGGGGAGGAGAUUCGCAGAGGACAAGGUGGAGUGAGCGGGCCUAGUUCUGGGCCGACUGAAAGGCACAAGGUUCCUGAAAGGCACAAGGUUCCUGAAGCGCCUCACAAGCAGAGGACGGUUGUGAGGUCCGAUGAUGAGGAGGAGAACGAGGAGGCGUCAGAGACGCACAGAGUGAGAGGUGUGGGAGAUAAGGAGGCUUGUAGUGAGGCAGUGGAAAGCAGUGGGGCGGCAGCAGGUGUGGCUGUAGCAGAUGCAGCAGACUUGGCUGUAGCAGAGGAGGCUGUAGCAGAGGAGGCUGUAGCAGAGGAAGCUGUAGCAGCGGAGCCUGUAGCAAAUUCGGCUGUAGCAGAGGAGGCUGUAGCGAAGUCUGUAACUGCAGUUUUGGUUGCAACAGCGGAGCCUGUAGCAGAGGAGGCUGUAGCUGAGGAGGCUGUAGCAGAGGAGGCUGUAGCUGAGGAGGCUGUAGCAGAGGAGGCUGUAGCUGAGGAGGCUGUAGCUGAGGAGGCUGUAGCAGUGGAGGACAGAGUGAGAGGAGGGUUAGGUAAGGAGGCUUGUAGUGAGGCAGUGGAAGGCAGUGGGGUGGCAGCAGGUGUGGCUGUAGCAGCUGUAGCAGACGAGGCUGUAGCAGGGGAGGCUGCAGCAGGGGAGGCUGUAGCAGAGCAGGCCAUAGCAGAGACGGCAGCGGCAGAGGGAGCUGUAGCAGAGGGGGCUGUAGCAGAGGGGGCUGUAGCAGAGGGGGCUGUAGCAAAGGGGGCUGUAGCAAAGGGGGCUGUAGCAAAGGAGUGUGUAGGAGAGGAGGCUGUAGCGAUGGGGGCUGUAGCAGACGAGGCUGUAGCAGACGAGGCUGUAGCAGAUGACAGGGUUAGAAGAGGGUUACGUGAGGAGGCUUCUAGUGAGGCAGUGAAAGGCAGUGGGGCGGCAGCAGGUGUGGCUGUAGCAGAGACGGUUGUAGCAGACGUGGGGAGGGAAGGACAAGGGGAAGCACAGGGUGGUUGUGAGAGGGGGCGAGAGGAGGGUGAGAAGGUGAGGGAGGAGGGUGAUGAGGGCAGAGAGGAGGUUGAGAAGGGGAGGGAGGAGGAAUUGGAAAAGGAGAAACAGGAAUGCGAUGAGAGGAGGGGGGGAGCCGAGAAUGGGCUGGAGGAAUGUGGUGAGGUGGAAGGGCAGGUGGAUGACGUGGCAGUUGGGAUGCAUGAGGUGGCAGUGGAAGCGGAUGAGGUGGCAGUGGAAGCGGAUGAGGUGGCAGUGGAAGCGGAUGAGGUGGCAGUGGAAGCAAAUGAGGUGGAAUUACUAACUGAUGACGUGGAGGAUGAUGAAGAUCCGUUGCUGGAGGAGCUGCUGCCACAUGGCAACACGCGAUUUGAAGAGGUGUGCUCUGCCAGCGCAGCAGACACCUGGAAGGAGCUCAAGCGCCAGGUGCCGCCUUCUGAUUGGCUAGCAGCACACAGGCCAAAUCCCGAGGCUACGACCGAGGCUCGGCAGGAGCUGGCUCUGUUGACUCGGUUGACCGAGCUGACUGCCAGGCUGGCAGAUGCUGACGUCAUCGAUGGGGUUUUGACUUGCCGGAGAGUUCCCUUAGGGCUGGAGACUGAGGUUGACUUUGACCGGGGCAAGGAGAAGACUGGUGUUGACUUUCUUGACUGGCGGGAUCCAGUCCCCUACCAUGCGAUCCUAUCCCCAUCAGCGGCAGUACAAUCCUCUCAAGUACCUUCUACUCGAGUCUGCCACUACCCUCAAGCCGUGGUGCCAAAUGCUGCUGAUGCUGCCACCACUGCCACCACUAGCAACACUGCCAAUGGUGCCGAUGCAUUGGGAGGGCAUUGGCGAUGGAACCAGGAUUAUUGUGGCAUGGAGGGGCAUUCACACGAGGACGACUGGUGCCACUUGCCUGCUUCUAUCGAAGCUGCUCUUAAAGGGGACAGCACUCCUACAGAAAGCAGUCCAGAGUGUUGCAUGAGUCAGCAGCAUACAAGAAUGAGAGCUCCCUCUACAAGGGAUUCGCGGGCGCAGUUUCUUGUGCUGCACUAUACGGCGCAAUCUCUGGCGGACUCGCUGAAAACACUGACCGACCCCAAGAAGGAGGUCAGCGCCCACUAUUUGAUUCCUGACGCGCCGGAGCGGCAGCGCAACUUCCACGUGUACAGGCUUGUGAAUGAGGAUCGGCGCGCCUGGCAUGCGGGCGUAAGUUUUUGGCGCGGGAGCCGCUUGCUCAAUCCGGGAUCGAUUGGUAUUGAAACGGUCAACCUGGGGUUUCCGGAAGCCGAUGAGUCGCUGCCCCUUAUGCAGCGUCGCUGGUACCCUUACCCUCCGGACCAGAUCGAAGUGGUCGGACGGCUGGUUCAAGAUAUUAUCGGACGCCACGAAAUCCGUCCUAUCAAUGUAGUCGGGCAUGCCGACGUGGCGCCGGGCCGCAAGUCGGAUCCCGGUCCCUUGUUUCCCUGGCGGGACCUCUUCCUGCGCUAUCAAAUCGGCGCCUGGCCGGAUGACGACCGCGUUCAGUUCUAUCAGCGCAAUUUCCCCUUCAUACUUCCGGUUGACGACCCCACCGGGCAGAGACAGGCGAUCGCCACGCUGCAAGAAAAGUUGCUGAACUUCGGUUAUGACACUCCCCAAACUGGCGAGCUGGAUGAGAAAACGUCGGCCGUGAUUGCGGCGUUUCAGAUGCAUUUCCGCCCCAGGAUUUAUGAUGGCGUGCCGGAUAAUGAAACAGUAGCUAUUCUGGAUGCGUUGCUGGACAAGUACCAGUAG